AUGAUUAACUACGUAUUACUCUCUCCUCGUGGGAUGGAACUUCCGAACGAGGUCUUGGCUCAAGUUCAGGACAUUAUUACUGUGACUGGUACCGAGAUGAUAUCCGACAUUCUGCAUACCGUCCCUUUCGCACUUGAGCUCUCGAUUAACCCCAUCAUGUCGGCUCGGUCGCUUAUUUACCCCUUGUCUGGGAUUGCGAUAUUCGAAUUCGCAUUACCUGAUGCUGCAGAGUUUGCCCUUGACAGAUUGGGGUUCAUUGGGAGGCAGUAUGGCUUCCCGCAGGCCAUUGAUUCAGCUAAUAUGGUCUUGCAGACUAAAGAUUUAGAGGACUGGUAA
Molecule: messenger RNA, 336 nt
Organism: Penicillium cataractarum
Lineage: Eukaryota; Fungi; Ascomycota; Eurotiomycetes; Eurotiales; Aspergillaceae
Exons: 1
Coding region: 1-336 (111 amino acids)
Source: RefSeq, a predicted model, not a curated record